This is a messenger RNA of Parus major (Great Tit), 7939 nucleotides long. It is a transcript of the gene BCL7A, whose product is annotated as BAF chromatin remodeling complex subunit BCL7A. The transcript has 8 exons. NCBI's taxonomy places the organism in Eukaryota, Metazoa, Chordata, Aves, Passeriformes, Paridae. The record is from RefSeq and is a predicted model, not a curated record. The coding region runs from base 3784 to 4365 and encodes 193 amino acids.
GCUCGGAGAAGUGUUCUGGAACAAAAAGAAAACAUGCUAAGAAUACCCCCGUGAAGCUCCCGAGAGUUUAUUUUUUGUCUUUGCCUGAUAUGUGUUGGUUUCACCUCUCAAGUUCCCGGGGUUUGCGCGUAAAAGCGCAGCAAACCCGAGCGCGAUCGUCUCCCACCGACGCUCCGGGAGAGAUCGCGAAACUGCCCCUGGAACCUUUUCUUAAAUCAUUAAAUUAAGGCUUAUACCCCAUGUGAAAUAAGUCCCUUUUGUUAGGCCUUCAACGCGUUUUGGCAUUUCCCCGCUUUUGUCUCUUUUUCCCUGCUUUUGUUAGAAAAACCCAUAUGAGGUGUUUAAACAAUACAGUAAAGCGGUCGCCGCCGUGCUCUGCAUGGUCGGUCCGAGGAUUUGGGAUGGCAUGAAGAGCAGUGCCGCUGUGACUCAAGAGUGAAUCUAUCUUCCAGCAAGUUGUCUGACUGUUCAGCAGUCUCUGUGCAUGUAUCUUAAAAUACUUUCUUUAAACAUUGGAAUCCACGGGGAAAUCCCUUGCGUUAUUGUUAGUGUGCAUCACUCAGCUGGUUUGAAGCUUUGAAAUCAAGGGGACACUUCUAUUGUCCUCCUCAGCUAACGCUUUGUUUUCGUUAAAAAAAAGAGCAAAAUACAGAAUUGAACGUGUUCGUUAUUAGGGUGAAAUGGAUUGUUAAGUUUUAAAUGGCCUUGAGCACACGAAUGGGCCCUUUGGCGUGAGCCAGACAAAGAAUUGGGAUGUGUGUCCAGUAACGCCGGGCACGGGAUGGGGAUUUCAAAGAAUCCAGCCUUUGUGCAGGGAGCCAGAGCAGCCCCAGCUCCGCAGCUCGGGUGGUUUCAGGAACUCUCUUUUACUCGGGUGUUGUUUUUAAGUGCAGCUUGCUGACUGCUGGGCCGGCUUUGGAGGGUCAGAACAAUGUGCAGCGGUGUGACAGGACUUUUGUUGCAGCCAGAGCGUGCUUGGAUGUGUGGGACUGUUCUGUCUGUAGGUAUUUCAUUCAUGAGCACAGCACGCUCCCUUUGAAUCCUGGUUUGUGGAAUUCAGAGAGGAGUAGAGACAGAAGCUUGGCCAUUCAACAAAAUACCUAAUUUAUUUAUUUUUUUCUUGGCAAGGACUCUAUGUCAUCAUGCCAGUUGCUAUGGCUCAUUCUGUAAAACAGAAAUCUUAUGGUAUAAAUAGAUUUCUCUACAUUUUAACCUUCAUGUUAGACAACUUGCUUUAGCGGGUUCUUGUACAGUCAUGCAGUUUUUCUGUUGAUUAUUGCCAGAAGUACUGAUACGACUUUUUGUGCAUGUACCUCACAAGUAUUUACAUAAAGCGAUUCUCUUAUUUUUAAAGGAAUCAUAAUUUGAUGGAGAAUCUCAUGGUUACCCCCCCACCUGCAGUCAAAUACUGCGGGAAAUUAGCUUGAGAGAUCCUGUGUUUUGUGGUUUCAGUGUUUUGAGAGGACUUGGCUUGUUAAAUUGAACUUUCCACACUAGCAAUUCCUGCAUCUUCAGAAGAGCCACAUCGGCAAUUUCCAAGUGUGCAGUUUCAUUUGCAUAAUAGGAGCAAUUUGUUGCCAUCCACAGCUCUUCUGUGGAAAUGCAGCCACUGAAAAUUAAAAUACCUUGCAUCCAGCAUUUCCUAGAACAGAGUUUUGUGAGAUUUGUGUGCUCAGAGCAGUGUGUGCCAGGGAUGGGCAGGGAGACAGACCGGGCUGUGAACUCUUCCGUGCCGAUGGUGGCUUUAUCCAGGGCAGUGUCCACCUGUGCAGGUGUGCAGCACCUUGCUGUGCUUGGUGUUCCUGAAUCUCUGUGCUGCUUUGUCUGUGAAAGGCAGUUUCCAUCAGGGCAGACUUUUUUCCUCAGAAAAUCAGUGUUCUUGGACAGCCAGCUCUUGGAUGCAGGUCCCCUGUCUUCCUGUCCGCUUGUGCGUGGCACUUCUUGUUAUUGCUGGAACUUAGUAGUAAACAGUGAAGUUGUUACGUUUUUAUCUUGAGAUUACUGUAACCUUAUCUCCUUUGUUUAAACCACGUUCAUGAAUGAGCAUCUGUUUUGGAAAACACACAGCACGUGGCUUACAGAAUACAUGGUUGCCUUGUGUUUGCCUGGCAGAAAUGUUAAAUUUCCUCAGUAAGAGAACAGUUCUACUUUAACAGUACUUAAAAUUCUUCUGUCAGUCUAUUUUAAAAAAUCCUCUGAGAUUAUUUUAUCUCAAUAAAUGGUACAGGAUUGGUUUUUUGUCUUUAAAGGUUGAUGGGUACAUGUAGAUUCCAAGUGGGCUCUCAAGAAGAAAGGGGCAAAAACUAUUGUGCCUUCAACCAGCAUUAGAAAAAUACUGAAGACAAACUUGGUUUUUGUCAGAGUCUGAUUUAUUAAAUGAAGGAAAACACAGACAUCUACGGGGACCAAGGAAUGAGCAGGAGGAAAGCAUAAAUGGUAGGAUGUCUUGGGAGGCACUGAAAUAAUUUGCAUGGAUAUAUAGUACUGCUGGACUUUAGGACAGCUGUGCAAACAUGUAAGGAUGGAGAUCUGGAAUACCUGGUGGGAAUAGGUAACCCUGGCUUUAGAGAAUGCACCUGGAAUUGGGAGAUCCUGCUGUGUUGCCUUGCCUUUGAAUUGCAGUAUUUCUCAGGAAUUCUUUGACCUUUUUCUGACCCAUCAAAGCCCUGAUCUGUGGGUAGUGAUAACACCUUAGGAAGAGGUGAACCUGGACAACUGGUGAAAGUACCUAGAGAAAGUUGAGGGGAAAAGUCCCCAUGGGCUGUGUUACCUGGUGCCAUUGGCUGGCAUCGUGAGCUGUAGCUAGUUAGGAUUUCUAGGCAGUGCUGCUGUUACUUUUCUGUUCAGUGUCUCCAUUCAGACUUGCUAAAAUGCUUUUGUGUGGUAUGUAAUGCUCUGAGAUUGAGCUUCUGCAGGUUUUGCUGCUCAUGCCUCCUUCUUCAAAUAGGCUUUCUGAAAAGGAGUCAUGACACAGAACUCCUUAACACGGAAAAAGGCUGUUUGCUACUCCCAGAUCACCUCCCUGCUUUAGCCUGUCUGUGUUGGGUUUUCUCUUAAGACUGUAGUUCAAGUAGUGGCAGUUGAAGUAAAAAUACCAAGUGUAUGUGCAGUAGUGCACUGAAGUUCUGUAGUGGCCCAAACACACUGUUACCAUCCUUGAAUUAUGAUACCUUUCUUUUUUUCUGGUUUGUGACUAUUUCUUUCUAAGCCAGGAUAUGCUCUCUGACUUCAGUGGGAGCUGAAGGUAGAGUUUUGGCAUGUGGAAGCCAUGGUUCUCUCUGCUGUCAGCAAGAUGUUUGUGGCCACAUGGAACCAGGCAGGGCUUGCUUUAAGCCAUGUGUACAUUACAGGGGUCUCCCUAAAUGUGCACCAGAGAGAAGGUGUCUGUGACCACAUGUCCUUGCCCAGUCACUCUGCAUGGCAUUUUAUUGUAUUUGCAGCCUGGUCAAUAAACACCACGUGUGUUUGGGGCUCCUUCACGUUAGUCACUAGACAAACAUCUAAUCAGCAGUAGGCGUGCUCGGAAAAGCAAGCCUACGCUUCAAAAAAAUCAUUUUUUGUGCAUCUGACAGCACUUUUUGUGUAUAAUAAUGGCAUAUUCUUUCCCGUCCCCUUUCUCUUUUGCUUGAUCCCACAGGGAGGUCAUAAUUCUGUGAUUUUCACCAAACUCUGUUGCAAUGCAAGUGAGUGUGAUGUGAUAAAUUCAGCAUUAUGACGUCACUUCGUGAUCACCAGCAGAAGAUGGGUCUGUCCAGUGAAGAUGCUGUGUGAGGCUGCUUUGAGAUGCUAACAGAGCUGCAUUGCAAACCCAGGAACCAGCAGUGGGAGAAGAAGUGGGUGACAGUUGGCGACACAUCCCUAAGGAUUUACAAAUGGGUACCAGUAACAGAGCCUAAAGUGGAUGAUAAAAAUAAGAGUAAGAAAAAGGGCAAAGAUGAAAAAUGUGGCUCUGAAGUGACCACUCCAGAGAACAGCUCCUCCCCAGGGAUGAUGGACAUGCAUGAUGACAAUAGCAACCAGAGUUCAAUAGCUGAUGCUUCCCCAAUAAAACAGGAAAACAGCAGUAAUUCCAGUCCAGCACCAGAGCAGAACUUGGCAACACAAGCAGAUGGCACUGAAGUCAAGUCUGACGAAACUCAGGCAGAGGCAAAGGAGCAGCCUGGUUCAGAAGAUACCUCUGAUGAACAGAAUUCACAGUCUUCAAUGGAAAAUUCCAUGAAUAGUUCAGAGAAAGCAGAAAUUCAGUCCUCUGGAGAAAAUGAUUUAAUUACAGAGGCAUCUAAAAACUCUCAGGACUCUGAAGGAGUGCCACCUUCUAAAAAGAUGAAAGUAGAGGCUUCCCAACAAAAUGUUGAAGAGAUUUAGACUAUAGAUUUUUCUGGUCAGUUUUUAUGUAAGGUACAUCAGUGGGCUUAAUUAUAGAACAACCUUACUUAAGCAUCUUCUCUUGGAUGAGGACAGAACUCCUAACUUUUCAAGUUACCAAGCAAAAAUCCAAGAAAGCCUAACAAAGGUUUAACUUCUCAGACACUGAAAACUUUUUCCUGUGAAACAAACAUUGAGAACUUUUAAGUUACUGUCUCUGAAAUGGUUGGAGUAAACAACUCAGGAGGGGUCUACGCACUGUUUCUAAAGUCAAAAUUACAAUUAUGUUGCUGCUGUAUUUUUUUUUUUCAUUUCUCUAUUUAACAUUGUAAGAUAUUUAAGGAUGGUACAGGUCAGGUAUUAGCUUUCAUGUGAAGUUCAUUGUUCUGGCGUGACGUCUGCUUUUGUUUUGUGCCUUGUGUUCUGAAAACAGUGCUAACUUUUAAAAGUUGUUUUGCAACUGUCUCCUUUGCAAAGUGGCCUAUGUUUGCAUAAUGCCAUGUAGUAAGGCUUUUUUUUUUUUUUCCUUUUUUUUUGGUUGGGGUUUUUGUUUCAUUUUUAAGUUUUAAAUCCCUGGUGCUUAAAUUUUUAAACAACUACAAAUCAGGAAGCCAUUUUCACUCUUGGAGUCCAAGGAGAAAAAGGAGCUUGAUACUUUAUUUUAGCAGCUAUAGUGGAGAUCUUUUAUUGAAUGCAUGGCAUUCGCAACUGUAAAUUUGGUCUUCUAAAUACUUAACUUCAUCAGAAGUUAACAUGAUCUGUUUACCAUUUAUAGUCCAGAUCUGAAUAGAUAUUAUAACACAGGCACUUAAAAUACUUACGUAUUAGGUCCAGAUCUCUGUACUGGGUACAACUUGCUUUACAGAAAAGUUCCACUAUGUACAUAAAUAGGAUCAAAGGGAUUGAUGCACAGUGAGUUUAUUUUCAAUUGGUCUUUUUUGAUAUCAUGUUUUCACUGAACUGGAUUUCAUUGUACUGUUUCAUUAUGAGAUGUUUACUUCUAUGUUCCAGGAAAAUACUGUAUUGGGGAGGGGGUUCCUUAUUCUCUUUCAGCAAGUCUUGUAAAUAAGCCUUGUUGUUUCCAUAGUCCAGUUCCUAACUCCAGCUAGGAAUGUUCCUGCUCUCUUCCAAUUAACGUUGAAGUGUGCUUAUGCUAACUAAACUAACGGAAAGGCACAAGGUAGGUGCAGCUCCCCUCAAAUUCCUGGCGAGCAGAAGUGUGGAACCCAUCUGCAUCAGGUCACGAGGGUCUGGUCUUCCAGUGAGGCUUUGUACUUCCAGGGAAUAAACACCCGGUGUCGGUGGAACCGCUGAUCUCCCGCUUCCAUGCACACACACACACACACACCCAUCCACGUGUCCAUCCGUGCUGCUGGAUCGGGGCCUUGCUCUGUCUUCUCCUGGAGUGGGAGAUGGAACUUGGGAUUUAAAAUACGAUCUCACAGCUCUGGAAAUGGUUGCGUGUAGUUUGUAAGCUGAAAAACUGUAAAUACUUUUUUAGAUGAAAAAAAAAAAAGAAAUUGCUUCCAGUUGAUAAUGUUUUUUCAUGAAUUAGGUCUUCUUGAAGCUUAUUUAGGUCUGAAUUCUCCAAUAGUGAAAAUGGCUUGCACUUAGACUACUGCAUUACGUUUGCAAUUACCACUUUAUUAGGAAAAAUAAUGAGGAACUGGGGGGAGGGAAAAGGGGAGGGAGGAGUGGGGAGCCAAUACUGACCUUCCAUAAGAUGUUUGUAGGAUUGAACCUCAAAUAAACCUAUGACACUCAACUUUUCCUUUAUGUUGAAAUAAAACAUUUUGGAUUUUAACUGAAUAAAAUUUGAUUGCAAAUCAUUCAUGAAAACAGCGUGCUCCCUAAUAAGAUUUUGGGAUUUCUGGUCUGAUCAUGAAGUCCAUUAACAUUCUGAAAAUAAGGAAAUGAGGAGCCAAAAAGUGAAUUUGCACAAUAUAUGCAAUGAAACGGUAGAAUUCUCUCUUGAAUUGUGUGUAUGCCUAAAAUGUGGAUAACUGGUCCAUGACAAUUGAUUUGUAUGUAUAUUACAUUCAGAUUUAAGUGAUAUUUUGUGAGAAGUUCUAUUGAUAUAUUAAAUGGGCAAAUCUAGAAAGAUUCAAACUUCUAAAUAUUUUUGAUUUAUUAACUUUUCGUUAUUCUUAAUGCUAAAACAAAACAAAUUGAUGCCACCUUUGACAAGUAGUCAUGUUUACUAAUCCCUCUCUUCAGGUGCAUCGCAGCAAGUUUUUAAUUUUCAUUUUGUAGAUGUUUCCAAGGGAGUAAAUAGACUUUUCAUUUAGGAACUAAUUCCUGUACUUUAGGAAGAAAUAAAAUAUAUAAAUAGCACUAAAAAUACCUCAAAUUUUUCAUUAGAUAGAAGCAUUUAUUGGCAUUAUUGACAUCAACAGGUUUAAUUAUAAACUUCCUUUUCUCUCCUGUGGCUUCUGCUCAGAACUGUUCAUUGUUCUGUGGCUAAUGAGACAAGGCAUCAUAACCAUCUUCCUAGAGGCUUUAUUUCUGAGGUAGAAAUCCUUUAUUUACAGCUUCUACAGAAUGCAUUCAGAUCUUUUAUUUUAACCAGAGAUUCUAGUGACAACAGACAACUGAACAAGCAGAUAGAUUUGGGUUCCUUAGACCUGUUAUUGUCAGUCUCUGAUGGAAGAGACUUUGACAUUAUCUGGUAUGAAGAAAUCCAAAAUAGUGUAUAAGACUGUUAUUAGUCUUUCUUUGAAGUGCCUGAUAACAUUUAUGGGCCAACGGAUGUGAUUGAACACAUUUUAAUGCCAGAAAGUACAGAUGGGACCAAACCAGAACUUGGAAUUCAAAUCCACCUGAGGUUUGAAACCAGAUCUAAAUCCAGCUUUCUUUGGCUUGGACCUAUCUCUACCCAAAACUUGUUUUAUGAACUCACUGUAAAAGGGUUUAUUGAAAGCAUUGAGAGGUGGAGCAGGAGGAGAGAUGUAAUUUUUUUCAAGAUGACUGAAAGUUCUCAUACAGCUGAUGUUUUAGAAAUAGUGCAAAUAUCAAGAAGUGCUUCCUUGCUACAAUGCUGAAUGUUGGAGCUUCAGUUACAAAUAAAUAAAUAAAAAAAAAAAUUAACAAAAAAAUAUUAAAAAGGAAAAAAAAAAGAAACUAGAAGCAAGCAAGUAAUUUAGCUGAGUUUGUGGAACACGUGGGAAGGCCUUCCGGAUAAUCGAUUUACUCAGCCAAACAUUUUAUAGCAGAACUAUUCCUUGGAAUUUUUAUGCUUGGGAAAGUAGUUGUUAAACAUUCCAAAAAGUGCUGGCACUUACAAAACAACAACAAAAAAAAUAAUCAACAAGGCAGUAUAAAAUAUCGGUUUUGGGUGGCUAUCUUCAUACAUAAACAUUGUCAUGUUUUGGAAUGUUCUUUAUAUCUAAGGGCCUGUUAGAAGGUGUAAAGAAUUUUGUUUUCUUCAAUACCUAAUCGUUUUCCAUCUUAUGAUUUGUGUGUGUGUGUGUUGUACAGCAGUAUAAUUUUUCACUUAUUUAUUCCAUCGGUAGUUAUGGUUUGUACAAUGUACAAUGGUUUCAUUUCAAAAUAAAAUCAAAAAUCACAACAUGAA